This is a messenger RNA of Striga hermonthica, 903 nucleotides long. NCBI's taxonomy places the organism in Eukaryota, Viridiplantae, Streptophyta, Magnoliopsida, Lamiales, Orobanchaceae. The record is from the annotation of a GenBank genome assembly.
AUGGUGAGAUCAGCUUUUCCCACUGAAGAAAGUGAUGCCAUACUUAACAUCAAAGGAAUGGAUCCUAACUCAAUGGACAUGCUCUUAUGGCUACACAGCAAAUCAGGAGAUAACAAGAAGAAAAACAAUGUCACCGUCGUUUUGAAAGUCGACCUGCACUGCGAAGGCUGCACAUCCAAAGUCGUCAAGCGCAUUCGCUCUUUUGAUGGCGUCGACACAGUAACGGCCGGCGAGGGCCAGAAGAUAACGGUGGUGGGGAGCGUUGAUCCGGCCAAGCUCCGGGAGAAGGUGGAGCAGAAAACCCGCAAGAAGGUCGAGCUCAUUUCGCCGCAGCCCAAAAAAGGGGACGGCAAAGAGGACGAAAAUGGGAAAAAGGAUCAGAAGAGUGAAUCCAAGGAGAAGAAAGGCUCAGACGACAAAUCUGAUCAGAAAAAAUCAAAGGAUAAAGAGACAGCAGUUACGACGGCUGUGUUUAAGCUGAAUUUGCACUGCGAUGGAUGCAUCGACAAGAUUUACAGAACCGUCUCCAAAACUAAAGGCUACGAGGACAUGAAGAUUGACGGCCAGAAAGACCUGGUGACGGUGACCGGCGCCAUUGACAUGAAGGCCCUGGCCGAGGCGCUGUCGGAGAAGCUGAAAAAGAACGUCUCGAUUGUGCCGCCCAAGAAGGACGGAGAGAAGAAGGAGAACGGCGGCGACGAGAAGGGGAAGAACGGCGGAGACGGUGGGGAUAAGGCGGAUGGGAACAAGAUGCAGACGCUGCUGGGCGGGUACCCGUACCCGUAUAUGCCGGGUCCCGUGGUUAUCGGGGAGCAGCUUCAUUACAACCCGUACCCGGCUUACCAGUACCAUGCGCCCGGGAUUUUCAGCGACGAGAACCCGAACGCCUGCACCGUCAUGUGA